AUGGUUCAGAUUACUAUUCAAAUCCCUGGUGAGAGUGGUUGCUGCAGCGAGUGGGCAAUCAUAGAACUGCAAGGAGCCCUAGAAACCAGACACCCGGUUCCUCUGAGUGGAAAGUUCAUUGGAGAUCUUCAUUUUACAGACAAGGACACGCCAGUUUUGAUCAUCGGUCACCACAUCUUACAAGGGAAGGUCGUCGUUCUUGAAAAACCUUUAGCAGUGAUUGUCAAAGCUCCAGACCAACAACAGAGUGCAGAUCUUUCUACGGCAGAUGAUGCACAUCCCAAAUCCAAAUUUAAGAUCAAGGACACCAGCUACAACAUCCAGGCCAUCAUUAGACGCAAGAUUCUGUUCAAAACCCGGCCAAAGCCAAUUAUUGCCCAUGUCCCUAAAAAAUUGUAA
Messenger RNA from Candidula unifasciata, 399 nucleotides. The record is from the annotation of a GenBank genome assembly. NCBI's taxonomy places the organism in Eukaryota, Metazoa, Mollusca, Gastropoda, Stylommatophora, Geomitridae.